GGCCUGCAAAGAUGCUGGCGGUCCCGGAGAUGGGCCUGCAGGGACUGUACAUCGGCUCCAGCCCAGAGCGCUCCCCAGUAUCCAGCCCACCCGGCUCCCCAAGGACCCAGGAAAGCUGUGGCAUUGCCCCCCUCACACCUUCGCAAUCGCCUAAGCCUGAGGCCCGAACCCCUCAGCGGGCCCCCUUCUCCGUGGUGGUAGCCAUUGACUUUGGCACCACAUCCAGUGGCUAUGCCUUCAGCUUUGCCAGUGACCCUGAGGCCAUCCACAUGAUGAGGAAAUGGGAGGGCGGCGACCCGGGUGUCGCCCACCAGAAGACCCCCACCUGCCUGCUGCUGACGCCAGAGGGUGCCUUUCACAGCUUUGGCUACACGGCCCGAGAUUACUACCACGAUUUGGACCCUGAGGAGGCGCGAGACUGGCUCUAUUUCGAGAAGUUCAAGAUGAAGAUUCACAGUGCCACUGAUCUCACCCUGAAGACCCAGCUAGAGGCGGUAAAUGGAAAGAGAAUGCCUGCGCUCGAGGUGUUCGCCCACGCCCUGCGCUUCUUCAAGGAGCACGCGCUUCAGGAGCUGAGAGAGCAGUGCCCGUCACUACCGGAGAAGGACGCUGUGCGCUGGGUGCUGACGGUCCCAGCCAUCUGGAAACAGCCCGCCAAGCAGUUCAUGCGGGAGGCUGCCUACCUGGCUGGCCUGGUGUCGAGAGAGGAUGCAGAGCAACUACUCAUCGCCCUGGAGCCCGAGGCUGCCUCUGUCUACUGUCGAAAGCUGCGUCUGCACCAGCUCUUGGACCUGAGCAGCCGGGCCCCAGGUCACGGGCGCCUGGGCGAGCGUCGCUCCAUCGACUCCAGCUUCCGCCAGGCCCGAGAACAGCUGCGAAGGUCCCGCCACAGCCGUACCUUCCUGGUGGAGUCAGGUGUCGGAGAGCUGUGGGCAGAGUUGCAAGCAGGAGACCGCUACAUGGUGGCAGACUGUGGGGGAGGCACGGUGGACCUGACAGUGCACCAGCUUGAGCAGCCCCACGGCACCCUCAAGGAGCUCUACAAGGCGUCUGGUGGCCCCUAUGGCGCUGUGGGAGUGGACCUGGCCUUCGAGCAGCUGCUGGGCCGCAUCUUCGGGGAGGACUUCAUUGCCACUUUCAAGAGGCAGCGGCCAGCAGCCUGGGUGGAUCUGACGAUUGCCUUCGAGGCCCGCAAACGCACGGCAGCCCCACACCGUGUGGGGGCGCUCAACAUCUCUCUGCCCUUCUCCUUCAUUGACUUCUACCGCAAGCAGCGAGGCCACAAUGUGGAGACCGCCCUGCGCAGAAGCAGCGUGAACUUCGUGAAGUGGUCCUCACAGGGGAUGCUCAGGAUGACUUGUGAGGCCAUGAACGAGCUCUUUCAGCCCACCGUCAACGGCAUCAUCCAGCACAUAGAGGCACUGCUAGCGAGGCCGGAGGUGCAGGGUGUGAAGCUGCUGUUCCUGGUGGGUGGUUUCGCCGAGUCGGCGGUGCUGCAGCAUGCGGUGCAGGCGGCGUUGGGGACCCGCGGCCUGCGCGUGGUGGUCCCGCACGACGUGGGCCUCACCAUCCUCAAGGGCGCCGUGCUCUUCGGGCAGGCCCCCGGCGUGGUGCGGGUGCGCCGCUCGCCGCUCACCUACGGGGUGGGCGUGCUCAACCGGUUCGUGGCUGGGCGCCACCCGCCGGACAAGCUGCUGGUUCGCGACGGCCGCCGCUGGUGCACCGACGUCUUUGAGCGCUUCGUGGCGGCCGAGCAGUCUGUGGCCCUGGGCGAGGAGGUGCGGCGCAGCUACUGCCCCGCGCGCCCCGGCCAGCGGCGCGUGCUCAUCAACCUGUACUGCUGCGCCGCCGAGGACGCGCGCUUCAUCACCGACCCCGGCGUGCGCAAGUGCGGCGCGCUCAGCCUCGAGCUCGAGCCGGCCGAGGGGGUCCCCGACGGCGCGGGCGUGCCCCCUGGCCGCCGCGAGAUCCGCGCCGCCAUGCAGUUUGGCGACACCGAGAUUAAGGUUACCGCCGUCGACGUCAGCACCAACCGCUCGGUGCGCGCCACCAUCGACUUCCUUUCCAAUUGAGGGUGCGCGGGCGCGGCGUCAGCCCCUCGCCGGCCCCGCCCUCUCCCGGGCCGGGGUCGGAGGCACGCGCCGGGGCGGAGGAACCCGAGGUCGGCGCCCGCUCCCGCCUUCUGCCCAGGGGGGCACCAGGUGAACGGGAGGAUGGACGAGGACGCGUCCAGAAACGCCGGCUUUGCUUGGGGCUGCAGGGCCCUGCCCAGGACUGAAGUCGGGGCGCCUUGGCAGUCUCGGACGGCACGCCCACGGGGGGCACGUGACCCGGAAGGCGCGCGGGCUGAAGUGGGGGUGGGGUGGGGGUGGAGCGCUUGGGCGAGGCCCGGCGGAGUCGCGGCGGGAGGGCGGCCGCGCACUGACUGAUGGGCUCGGGCCGAAGCGGGCGGAGCGGCCCCGGGCCACAGAGAGGGGGCUGGAGGCUGACCACCCCCUUGGCUGUUCACUGUAAAAGGGGCGGUGGCAGGCCGAAGUGGCUACAGGGUGAAGGUUAGAAGGGAUGUGGAGGUAGCACGCGGGGAGGGGGCGUCCUUCAGGGCAAAUGGCCAUCUGGGAAGGCCUCAAGAGCAACCUAGAAACGCCCCAUUUGCACCUAUCCCAGCCACCGGAGGGCGAGGGUGGCAAGGACAGCAGGCGCUGAGGGCUGGCCCAGCUCUGUUGUCCACUGGGUGUGCCAUUACCAGGUGCUCUGCCCAGCCGCACGUGCAGCAGCCCCACCUGCCUGAGAACCCUAAAGUGACAAUAAAGCAUUUAUGCUCUAGGUGAGGCUUUGUGGUCUGCGGUACCUCACAAGAGGGGACCUCGAUAGUUGAGUAGUGCAGAGGGCUGACAGCUAACCAGAAGGGAGCGCUGCAGUCUCCCAGCAAGCAACCUCAACAGAACUACCCAGCUUGGUAAGACCUUGCUUAGAUGUGAGAGAAGGUCCUUCCCCACCCAAAUUCAGUGCCACAGCUGUACC
Condylura cristata (star-nosed mole) is the source of this 3021-nucleotide messenger RNA. It is a transcript of the gene HSPA12B, whose product is annotated as heat shock 70kD protein 12B. The record is from RefSeq and is a predicted model, not a curated record. Lineage: Eukaryota; Metazoa; Chordata; Mammalia; Eulipotyphla; Talpidae. Bases 12 to 2072 code for a protein of 686 amino acids. The transcript is spliced from 12 exons.